AUGAAAGGCUCCACCAGCGGUCCUGGCGGCUCAAGCCAAUCGCUGAAGCGCACAGCUACGACGUCCAUCCCAACCUCGCGUUCGACCGGCAAGAAGGCGAGACUGGACGCCGCCUGCGCUGAGCGUGGAUCUGACAGCAAGUCCAAAGUCGACAGCACCACCUUGGAUGCAUCGAUUGGGGUGGCAACGUUGAAGCAGCUGAAACGCUCUUUACGCGCACUCAUUGUUGGGCUCCAAGCCGUUGAGGCUGAGCGGGUGGUGCUCGAUCGGGUGUGGUACAAGAACGCGUCGCAGUUCAAAUCCGCCCUUUGGUGGCGUCACGCCAACUCGCUACGACGAUCCCUACGCUCCCUUGACACCGCUCCAGCCCUUACUGCAAGGAUAGCGUUGCUUUAUGCAGAGUUGUGUGGAGCGGGAGAACCGGGUUCCAAUCAGGGUUGGCCAGUGUUGCCGCGCGAAGCCAAACCAACAUCACAAAGCAUCGAAACCGUCCUAAGAACCUCGCAGACGAAACAAAGGCUACGAGAGGCGGAGGAAGAGUUGGAAGAGUUGAGAGGGGUGAUAGAUGUGGUGCGCAAAAGAGCGGAGAAGGGGGGCAAGGUGUUGAUGGUUCAUCUUAAUACCCCGCCUGCGCCGACGUUUGCACCGCUCGUCGCGGGGUUGAUCGCUAUAUGUGCCGCCGUGCACCAUCCAACAGCCGCGCUCGUGGGAGAAGAGUCCGCGCUAGACGAACUCAAGAACAUUUUAGGACUGCUGCGCACAUCCGUCUAG
Molecule: messenger RNA, 771 nt
Organism: Moesziomyces antarcticus
Lineage: Eukaryota; Fungi; Basidiomycota; Ustilaginomycetes; Ustilaginales; Ustilaginaceae
Exons: 1
Coding region: 1-771 (256 amino acids)
Source: RefSeq, a predicted model, not a curated record